Messenger RNA from Chara braunii, 4113 nucleotides. The record is from the annotation of a GenBank genome assembly. NCBI's taxonomy places the organism in Eukaryota, Viridiplantae, Streptophyta, Charophyceae, Charales, Characeae.
GGGUAAAUAUAGUAGGAUCGGGCCCACGAUCAGGGGUGACAAUGGGACCUCUUACCCCUCAGGCCCGGCUGGCGCAGGCAGCGCGAACGCGAAAUCAGGCCAAGGCCAGUGCUAGCCAAGAACCUCCCCACAGAGAGCCUGAGCCGGGAAGAAGGAAAGAGGUAGUGGAAGUGGAGGAUGAUGACGAUGAGGAAGAAGAAGAUGAAAGGUUGCGCCAAGAAGAGGAUCAGAGGGCGGAGCAAAGGGCUAAGAAGAAAGAAGCCAGGGAAGAGACCGAGCCGAUCCUGCGCGACGUACCGCCCAGAAAAAAGAAAUACGCGGUUCGGUUGGAAGAAGUGUUCGACGUGGAGAAGGUGAUUGCUAGGUUGUUAGAAGGACAUAACGACCUCAUGACCUUGAAGGAGAUCCUAGCGUCAGCUUUUAAGCUCCGCGAUGGAUUGAAGGGGAGGUUGUCGCGGCGUCUGGUGCCCAACGUCCAUCUGGGUACAAUCCUGCCAAAGGAGGCGGAGUGGGCAGAGUCGGGCACGAAGAUGGAUUGGAAGUGUGUGGCCUGUGGCACACUAGAUUUGGUAGUGAAGGGCUCCAAGUGUACGACGAUGGUCGACACAGGGGCGGAGAUGAAUAUAAUCCGGGAGGCGGAUGACAUCAAGUUCGCACUGGAUAUAGACCGAUCUGACUGUGGCGUUCUACAUGGGGCAAGUUGUAGGGCCGUGUUUUGUGGGACAACCUCGAAUGUGUUCAUCGAGGUUGGGAAGGUAAAAGUCAGGGCAUGCUUCUUCGUCAUGCCAGACGUGGAUCACGGAAUCCUCCUAGGGAGGUCAUUUUUUAGCAGGACGAAAACCGUGAUAUUCAAUAAGCAUGACGGGACCUUGAUCCUCCUCCUAUGCGACUCUGCCUGUGGGAAUUAUGAGGUGAUCACCUGCAGGAAUACGGGGCCGAAAAGCAUAAGGAACCGGCCCAAUUCAGAGUCUUUCACAAUCGAAGAGUCGGAGGGCGAGCGCCGGCGGCUCCGGGCGGAGCGAGAAGAGGAAGAGAGGGUUGAAGCAUUCUCCCUCAGCCUGUCGGACGUGGGAAAGGCCAUGGAUAUGGUGGCCGCACAUGAGAUGACAGAUCCGGAUGCCAUCCGGGCAUUGAGGGAGAAGGUCCUGGAAUGCCCCGAGCCAGGGAGAUUGGAGCUGGUAUAUCGUCUUCCGGAUGGUAGGAGGAAACCUGCACUGAUGCAAGCGCAAUCCUGGGUGCAAGACCUGCAGAGAUUAAACGCGGUGACUGUGCGAGAUGUAGGAGGGUUGCCCAACGCGGACGCGCUGUCGGAAUCCUGUGUUGGAAGGCCUAUAAUUUCGCUUAUAGACCUUUACGCAGGAUAUGACCAGUUUCCGGUCUAUCCGUUGGACAAGCCAGUGACAGCUAUGCAUACGCCUCGAGGAUUAAUCCACAUGAAUGUGGCUCCGCAAGGAUGGACCAAUGCAGCAGCGAUGGUCCAACGAGCCAUGAUUCGGGUCAUGCAGUCAGUCAGCCCACAUAUCACUCAGCCAUAUAUUGAUGAUUUGGCAGUGAAAGGGCCACCAGUAAAGGAGAGUGACGAAGUCUUGCCAGGGGUGAGGCGUUUUGUCUGGAAGCAUAUCCAGAACCUUGAAAAGGUCUUGACCUUGCUCGAAGAACAUAAUCUCAAGGCGAGUGGGGCCAAAUCCAGACACUGUAUGAGGGAAGCGACUAUCUUAGAGUUCGUCUGCAGUGAGAAGGGCCGACGACUUGAUAUAAAGAAGACGGACAAGAUUACUGAAUGGCCAGUUCCAUUCCACUCAAUAACGGAUGUCCGGAGAUUCCUCAGGACGUGCGGAUUUAGGAGAGCCUUCGUCAAAAACUUUGCCGCAAAGACUGAACACCUGAGAAAGUUAGUUCAUCAGGAUCAGGAGUGGUUUUGGGGCGAAGAGCAGGAAGAGGUAGUGGCCAGAAUGAAGGAAGAAUUCCGAGAAGGGGGUUUGGUGUUGGUGGCGCCAGACUAUCACGCCACGGAAAUAAGGCCCUUCAUCGUUGAAACGGAUGCGGGACCAACUGCGUCUGACUUUACGAAGACAACCAUGCCAAGAGGAGGGAAGGGGACACGGCCGCCUUGGAGGCCGUUGGGCGCAUCAGGAGGUUACGAGCGGCAUGGACCUCGCCAUCGAGAGAGCACUCCGGAGUACGAUGGUGGCGACGUCGAGCUAUUCCUGGAUAGUUUCUGGGAGCAUGCGCGGCGUAUGGGCUGGACCGUGACCCAAGAGAUUGAGAGGUUGAGGGGAGUCGACAGAUUCAAGGGGCCCGUCGCGCAGAUCCGUAGGGAGGCGACGACGACGUCAGAGGUGGAGAUGAGGAUGCAGGAGCUGAAGGCGGAAAGACCGCUGGCUAGGCAGGUUAGAGACAUGGCCCGGGACUGGGAGAGCUGCAGGGCACACCUGAGCGAGGCCUUUCGACGGCCAGAGUCGCCUCGGCCCCGAGUUGAGAGGCGCCAGAGGAGCAGGAGACAGAGGGACCCUGAGCCCAGCGAGGCAAGGCCAUCUCGAGGGGGACGGAAGGCCCUAGCCAGGAGGGAGGAGGAGGCGGAGCCUGAUGAUGAGGAGCGAGGGGCGUAUCCUGAGUAUGGACUGGGACCAGUGGAGUUCCAUCGUUCUACUGAGAGUGGACUGAGGAGGUCGCCAGCACGCACACAGGAGGAGCCGCCAACGUCUGAGGAGCCCUUGAGGGAGUUGGAGGCGCAUUUGGAUAUCUCUCGGUGGAGAGUGUCGCCUCGGCAGAUCCCAAAGAGGGUCCACCUCCGCACGAGGGAGAGGGCGCCAACUGGAGAAACGGAUGAAGAAAAGAGGGUGAGAAGGACCAUGAGAAUAGAAGAGAUAUGGCAAGAGAGGCCGAGAUUGGAGGCAGCAGGGGCACUCCCAGGUCAACCACCCAGCGAGCCAGCUAGGAGCCCGGAAAUCCCAGAGAUGUGGAGGGACUUCUGGGAGCAGAGAGGAAAGGAGCUUCCCUCGCCGACCAGAGCCGGGUUUGGGGUAGCAAGGAAAGCAGAAGAAAGGUUGGAUCGCAAAAUCAAGUUCCUGGCCAAGACAACUUUUGACCGGCACUUGCUAUUGGACAGCGAUCUGGCAGGGAAAAAGACGAAGGAAGAAGGCCAUGGAGUACGCCUGGAGGCUAUGGAGGUGGAAAUCCAGGAACUCAGGGAAUCGGUGGCUAGUCAGGCAGUUAUCAUCGAGAGCCUGAGGCAACAAACUCAGGGAAAGGUGGACAAGCCAGAGAGCAGCCGGCAGCGAGAGCAGAGGCAGCCAGGACAUGGGUUGCCAGGACAGUCAUCUGCAGCAGAGCCUCGCCAGGAGCCUCCCAUGGGGAGAGUUAUCGUGGAGCUAGAGGAGGCGAGAGCCAAGAGGGAGGCAGAGAGAGAGGCCUUCGAGUUCAGAGCCCCUACUGAGCUCGCGACGCUACCUGUAGCGGCGGCAGACCCAGUCGUACUUUUGGCAGUUGAGGAGGGGCUACCACCAUCUAGCAGUGAGUCAGAUCAAGGCUCAGCAGAGGGACCCCUGGACGUGCUCCUUGAGGCAGUACACUCGAUGCAGGACGAGGCGAGUUUGUUUUCGCCUGGACAGAAGAUAGACGAGCCUCUUGAGAGAGAGAUGGGGAUUGAGGCGGAGGGUGUCAUCGAGGGCGGGCUCCAGAGGUUGAGCACACCUGAGUAUGGGCCAGAGGGGAUUGAGGAUCGACCAGGGCCGAAUACCCAACAGGUGGAGACAGGAGAGAAGCCUUUGGAUAUGCCUCAGAGCCAUGAGCUGAGCAGGGAGGCCAGCGAAGCACCAUCAUCGUCAGGGUCUCGGAGAGGAAAGAAAAGGUCCAGGAAGUGGUUCGAUACAUCCUGCUUCUUCUGUACAAAGGAGGGGCAUCGAGUAUUGCAAUGUCCUAAGUUCUUAAAGGACAAGGCUGAAGGGAAGGUUACCGAGGAAGGGGGCAGGAUGUAUGAUAGACAGGGCAAGAUGGUAGAGAGAUCUGCAGAUGGGGGUAGGGCUCAACUAUAUAGGCAAAACGAGGAGGAGAUGAGCGACCAGGACUGAGCUACCUAUAUGGUUGACAUGUUGCGUAUAGGACUAGAGUUAG